GUUUACCCUAGCAAUGAUGGCGCCUGCUGUAAAGCUUGCUGCAAAUUAUAAAUAAUCGUAUAGCUAACUAAUUGAACGAUAAACCUGAAUUUGUAAGUGAAUGCAAUCCUAGACAACUCAGAUGGCACCAAUAGAUUGGUCAGCCAUAGAGGCUGUCAAUGUAUCUUCAAUACCAGAGGACAAAGCUGAUGAGCUGUUUGAACUGCUAAAGGAUGGCAAGUUGGGAGAUGAUUUUGACAUCCCCAAAAUUAGAAAAGCAUUUGAUGUCUGCAAGGCCGUAAUGAUCAACAGAAACCAGUUGCUAGAAGAUGCUAUGAAUGAAGCAGAGCUGGAAGCAAAAAAAGCAUUAAAAAAAGAACAAGAGCUGAAAAAAGAGCUAGAAAAACUUGAAAAACAAAAGGAUGAACUACAGAAAUAUGGUCCUGAGGGAGGCGGCUCAAGAGACACGAGAUACCUCAGGGACCAAUUGAGAGAGCUGGAGGAAACCAACGACCAAUUGAAACAAGAGGUCAAGGACUUAAACAGGGAUCUCAAUGGAGAGAAAAGGGCGGCUGAGAAAUACAGUGAAAGGAUCAAUGAACUUGAAAAGGAGCUGAAGGAAACCAGAGAAGAUAAUGACCAAAUGCGUCAGGAUAUCAGUGACUAUAAGAUGCAGAUGCAAACACAGAGGGACAGCAUUGUCUCCAGGCGUGGUGAAGAUGCUGAGUACAGAGAUAAGCUGGCCAAGAAGAACAGGGAACUGGCUGAAACUAUGGAGGAGCUGCAGAAUGUAACAGAUGCCAACGACCUGCUUCAGAAGAGGUGUGAGGAUCUCCAGAGGAACUUGGAAGAUGCCAUUCAGCAGAUGGAUCGUACAUCUGAAGAUUACCUUAAGCUAAAGAAUGUCCUCCAACAAAGUGAUGCUGUGACAGAUGCCCUAAGGGAAGAGAAUGAGAUCCUCAAGAACCAACUCCAAGACCUAACUGAGCAGGUCCAGUCCAAAGGGGAAGCUGAUGAUGCCAUCAUGGUGGCGGUCAACCAAAAGGUGGACGAGUGGCAGGAAAUAAUGCAAGAGAAAGACAUACAGAUAUCAGAACUGCAGGAGCAGCUGUUUAGGAUGAAGGAACAGCUGAUUGCUGCCAACAUGGACUCUGAUAAGGUGUCUGUUUCAGCUCUAAGUGAGGUUUUGAAAGAUAAAGAUAAGCAGAUUGUAGAGUUGACAGAAAAAGUCGACCAAUGCACCCUAGAGAUGGAGAAAAAUGCUGCUUUGAUAGAUGACCUUAACAGUGAGCUUCACAAAGCUGGCACCUCCCAAGGGGAUCGUCUUCAGACCAAACUCAGAGAGUUACAAAAUGAAAAUAAAAUAUACUUGGAGCGUAUUAAGCAUGCAGAGGAAGACAUCAAAAAGGCUGAUGAUGAUUGCCGAACAAAGGACAAAGAACUCAGUGAACUGUUGGAAAGGAUGAGACAGUAUGAAUCUGGAGAAUAUGGUUUGUCAGAGGCUGUCACAGAAAUUAAAGAAGGGAAAAAUCAGAUCAAGAUUAGAGAAAGAGAAAUUGAAGAGCUGACUUCAUACAUCAACAAAGCUGAGCUGAAGAUUAAUGAGCUGCUGGAUGAAAACGAAGAACUCCGGUACAAGCUUGGCAUGGAUCCUAAAGAACCUCUGGACCUGACAGAGUUCCGCAAAAAUAAAGCCAUUCGGCAGGAGGAGAUGAAGGCCUUGAACUUCACACUUCAAAGAGAGAUUGAAUUGUUGGAGGAGGAGAGAAUUGAAGACAAGAAGAAAAUCAGAAAAAUGGCUCAGCAGCUUGGGCAAAGGGCAGUAACUCUUGGUCUAACAGCAGAAGAUAUGUUGCUAGUUCAAGACUACACAGAAACACUUAAAGCAAAAAACCGUGUACAGGAUGAAAAACAAUCAGCUGCUUCAAUCAUAAGGCAACAGGUUCAGAGGGAAGAAAGUAUGAUACGGGGAAAAGAGUGGGAUAAAGAUUACAAAGAAAACAUCCUAGAACUGAACAAAUUAGAAAAACAAGUUGCUGAGUUGCGAGCAGUAAACCAGCAACUGAACAAAGACAACGAAAGCUUGGAGGCAGGUUUUAAGGAAGUGAUGGAGGCUAUGAAGCGAGGUGGAGCAGUGGGGAAGGACCAGGACUCUGAUGCUAGUAGUGGUGGGAUGCAGUUCCCAGCAAUUGAAAGAAUGUUAGCUGCUAUUGAGGCAAAGAAAGUUCUGGGUAACUAUGACACAACAUAUUUCCUGAAAGAACAAGUGGACGUGCUCAAAGGACGGAACGAGGAGCUGAGAAACGCCAUGAGAGAAAUCAGAGUGGAGGCCUCAAAGGCAGCUCUGGAAAGAGACAAGGCUUUUGAAAGGAUAGAAAAAUUGGAAAAGGAUCAUUUCACUGUGGGUGAGCCUGGCUCGGGGGGUGCUAUGUUUCACCUGAUGAAACUCCCUCAGGGAAUGGAGCCAUCCAGUGCUGAUGUCAUAGCACAGUUGAACGAACACCUGAUCAUAACAUUACAGGAGUUGUCACAGAGGGAAGAGCUCUUGAAAAAAGUGGAGGCCGCAUUACAAAACUAUAAACGUAAAUACGCUGUUAUCCGCCACCAACAGGGCUUGUUGUACAAAGAACAUCUAGAAAAGAAAAAGGUUUGGGAAGAAGAUGUAGAGAAACAUUCUAAAAAACUGAAAGAGCUUCAAGGCCAGAGAGAAGAAGAUAUGGUUAAGAUUCAGGAAUUUGAUCGCCUGGUUGAAACACUGGCCACGGAUGAUGUGGAGGUGAGGAGAAGGUUGUCUGAAAUGACCCGAAGGAUCACAGUCCUGCGUGUGAAUGAAAAGGCUUUGACUAGAAGAUACACUACAAUGGAGGAGAUAGAAGCCUCGCUUAGAAGGGAAGUAAACAGACAGAGAAAUGAGAUGGGCCAGAUGGAGGCUGCUGUGUCAGAGAGGAUUGGAUACCUGCAGAGAUAUAAGGAUAUGGCAGCCUUUAAAAUAGCUGCCCUGCAGAAGGCUUUAGAUGAUUCAGUGCCAUCCAUAGAGCUUGACAAGGUGAACAAACAGUAUCACAACCUGACAGAGAAAUACAGGGACCUGCUGGAGAAAGGCAACUCACUGGUGACCAGAGCUGAAGCCUUGGAGGGGCUGGAGGGAGAGGUCAAACAGCUGACAGAGAGUAAUGAAGUGUUAAAGAAAACUUUAGAAAUGGAAAAAGAAAAACUACAUGCACUUGAGGCAGCUAUGGAAGAGUUACAUAGAAGAGGUGUCACUAGUGGCACUGAUGUGUCAGUGACAGAUGGUGACAUUAUAUCCAUCUCAAAGAAGAUCACAAUGUUGGAAAUGAAAGAGUUGAACGAAAGACAAAGGGCAGAGCACUCCUCUCGCAUGUAUCACCAGCAGAGACAAAUUCUUCAUGAUUUGGAAAGUAGAAAUAAAGAAUUGGAGGAAAAGUUUGCUGAAGUUACAAAAAUGAAUUUGGAGAUGCAGACUAUAGAAAGAGAUUUAAGAGAUGAGCUGAGUAAUUCCAUACCCAAGAGUGUCAGCGACGCAGACAGGAAGAGGAUUUCACAGCUGGAAGAAACGGAGAUGACUCUGAAACAGGAAAUCUCUAAGCUCAAGGAUAUGGCUGAAAUAGCUUCCACCCAGGUGAGAACCCUGGAGACCCAGCACAUAGCACGAGAGAAAGAGUACCAGUCGCUACGGCAACAGCUGCUGGACUUCCAGGUCCAGAGUGAUGAGAAGACCAUUAUAGGUAAACUGCACCGCCACAUUGUACAGCUGCAGGUGAGUGAGGGGUCAGCUGUGAAGCGGCUGGAAGAGGCCCAGAAGAAAGUGACCAAGCUGGAGGCCCAGAUUCUGAGGAUGGAGCAGAGGGUGGACGACAAGGAUCAGGCAAUCUUCCACACCAGGCAGGAGGCUCAGAGCAAGUCAAGAUACCUGAGGAAAUCUCUGCAGGAAUUAAGAAUCCAAUUUGCUGGUGCAGUACCUCUAACAAAACAAGAGAAAUUCUCCAGAGCUAUGAUGCAGCUACAGCAAGAUAAAAGCAAACUUGAGCAGGAGCUAAAAGAAACCAGAGAACACAAGGAUGAAAUGGAGGACAAGAUAGCAGCGCUGUCACUCCAACAGAACAGCCUACAGGAGCUGAUUGAGACACUGAAAGAUGGGAGGGGGGCGCAGAAGGUGCUGGAGUGGCAUUCAAAGAUUGAUGGCGUCAGACUGGAGGAGCUGCAGCAGAGGAGGAACUGUUCCAAGCUGCACCAGAAGGUGAAAUAUCUAGAGGAGAUUAUCCGUUCCCAUGAAGUGACCAUCAGUGAGUUGGAGGCUGACAAUGUCAGAAUGCUGAAGGACUAUGAAGAAAAACAAAUGAGAUGGGAGCUGAGAGAGACGGAGCUAGAGAGGACAAUACUGACAAUGGAGAAACAUACAGCAGAGAUAGCAGGGGCAGCGUCCAAGUUUGAGCAAGCAAUCGGAGCUUUGCCAAAUGCCAAGCUACCAGUGGCCAACCAACUUGAACAGGCCAUCUCCACCAUCAAAAGCAAUGUCAAGGUCAUCUUAGACACCCAGGCUGAAAACAAAGCUGUCAAAUCUCGCAACCAGGAAUUAGAAAAGCAGCUUAGAGAAUCAGAGCGUGGAGUCCUUGAGCGAGACAAGCUAAUCUCAGAGCUGAGACUUCGUAUGCCAGCAACAGCUGACAGAGAUGACAUCAUUGUGAAGGCCCAGGCUAAGGUGACCCAUGCCAUAAAGAAGGCGGAGACAGACGGGGUGGAUUAUGAAAGCCAGCAGGCCUUGAAGAUUGCACAGAGUACAGUUCUAAGUCUACAGCAAAGAGUAAACCAGAAAGAUGAGACCAUUGCCAAGUACGUUGAGUUACUGAAGCAACGACGGGAGGAUUUGGUGGAGAUGAACCGGCGCCAUGAGGAAGAGUUGCGGGCCAUGCAGCAGAAAAUCCACAUGAAUACAGAUUUAGCUUUCAGUAAAUUUAAAGAUGCUGCAAGGGAGCUCAUUAACAAACAGUCCUCAGUGAGGACAGUCACCACUCAGCAGCUGAACAGAUUGAAUGAACUGGAGGACACCAUGGCAGAACAGGAAAACACAAUCUCAGCCCUGCAUGAAAAACUCAAACAAAGGGAGGCAGAAAUCUUAAAACUACAAGCCAGUCUUCAGAUCUCCAACAAGAACAUUAAAUCAGAGAAAAACAGACUGACAGAGCAGCAGAGUGAGAUAAUUGGGAAGAAGGACAGUGAGAUGGAGGCUGUACAGAGGGAGAACAUGGACCUAAGGAAGGAGAUGAAGCUGCUGCAGGAAGAGGUUGAAGCCCUCAAAGAUUCCAACCAGAGGGGACCAACUGCCACCAUGAAGAACAUGGUGGAGAGGCUGAAGAACCAGCUGGCCCUGAAGGAGAAGCAGCACCAGGCCCUUAGCAAAGCACUAAGUGACCUGCGUGCAGACAUGGUGACCCAAGCACAAGAGAAUAUCCAGGUCCAUGCCCAAGAGUCAGCGCAGGAGAAAAACAUACAGAAAAUCAUCAAUGAACACACCAAGGAAAUCUCUGAACAACUUGAGGAGCAAAUGAAUUUAGCCGACAGACUGAAGAAAGAACUGAAGAAGAAAAAAGAUGAAGAGAGUAUUUUACAAACAGAGCUGGAAGACGUGAAAGAGGAGCUGAACAAGAAGGAAAGGUCAAUAAACAAGUUGAAGGCAACCAAAUCACGGCUUGAGACAGAGGUGGAUGAGAUGGAGAAAAGGUUGGAGAGGAUAACGGCAGCUCGUUCCUUGAAAGCUGGAGAGUUUGAGAAGCAGCAGGAGCUGGAUGACAUGCGACGCAAGUGUCGGGCCUUAGAGGAGCAGUUGUCACGACAACUUGCGGCUGAGAAACCUUAUGAGCAGAAGGAAGAAAAGACUAAACAAGAAGACACCAUCAGAUGGGAGGAGAGCAAAAAGUGGCAGAGGACAAUAGAAAAAAUGAAGAUGAAAAUUAAGGAAAAGGAUGCAGAGAUAGAGAAGUUGAAUGCAACCAUUAGCAGACUUCAGGCAGUUCUAGAAAAAAGCAACCGUGAGAAGGAGAUCCAGGCUCGUCCAUUACAAAAAACAUCAGCCCACUCGCUGGGCGCCGCACCCCCCAGUACUAAACUUGACCAUGAAAGGGAAGAUCUUAAAGCAACACUCUACAAGCAGCAGGAAGAAAUCAGUGCCUUGAAGCGUCAGGCCAUGAUGAGCCAGGACGCCGCCAUGGCAGAGGUCCAGAUGAGGAACCAGCACCUGAGGGAACAGCUGGAGCAGAUGGAGAGGGUCAUGGCUGUCAGACCACCUGACUCUGGUGUGUCAGCUCUGGAAUACCAGAAACUGUUCAGUAAAAACCAGGAACUGCAGCGGGAAGUUCUCAGGUUGUCUGAGGAGAAUAUGGAGCUGAGGUUUGAAGUGGAGGCCUCACGCAAGGAUAUUCCAAGACUCAAGGAAAGAAUUGAAGACUUACAGAGCUAUGUGGAAGCCCUGAAAUUUGAAAAUGGCCAGCUAGCUGGAGACUCAGCUAGAUCAAGUUUGUCCAGUAUCAAAAGGAUUGGGGAGAGUGGCAAGAGCCAGAGAGAGCUGGAGAAGACGAUAGCUCUGCUCAAGAAGGUGGUGGAGAGGGUGCAAGCAGAGAACACAGCCCUGAAGAAAGCUCCAGGUGUUGUCUCGCAUGAGCAGCUCACCUUACUCAAGCGAGAGAAUGAUGGCCUGAAGAAUCAGCUGGAGGAGCUGAGACAGACCAUGGGCUUAGAACUUAGUGACAGAUACACUGCCCAACAAAAGAGCACAGCCAAGCUGGUAGCUGAUUUUGAUAAGAUGAGAAAAGAUCUGGCCAAGGAGAGAGAUGACAAUGAAAAAUUGAGGAUGAAAAUCAGAUCCCUAGAGGUGCAGGGGGAACACCAGGACAAAGAGCUGAGGAGCACCAAAAGCAAGCUGGAGGUUGAGGCAGCCAAGAAGCCAAGUCUAGCCUCACUGGAUUCUCAGGGCUGGAAGUCUGCAGUACAGACCAGGAUGUACGAGGAGAAGAUCAAAAGUAUGGACGCUGAUGUGGACAAAAAGACCAAACAGCUACAGGACAGCAAAGUUUUACUGAGAGAUGCAGCAGAGAGAGAACAACAGCUGAUGAGAGAGAAGGAUGAGCUCCUGCAGAAGAUCUCAAUACUGGAGAGGUUUCCAGCUGGCAGUGGCGCUGUGGACAGCAACUUCAUGAAAGAUUAUCAACAAAGCAGGGUUUGCAUUGAACGGCUUGAAAAUGACAAGAAAGAACUUUUGAAUGAACUACGUAUUGCUAGACAGCAGACGUCACCAGGGUCAGGAGACACCUCACAGAUAACAGAUGACAUUCUAACUAAGGCCAGUAGCUAUGACAAGCUUGCAAGAGAAAAUAUUGACAUUCAUAUGCAGCUAAAAACUGUAGAGUUGGAUAAAGAAAAAUUAAAAAGAGAAGUUGAAAAAUUAAAAAAAGAACUGAACAAUUUUGGUCCAGAAUUUUUUGAUGAAAUCGAAGACCUCAAGUAUAACUACAAACAAAGUGUACAGAAGAAUAUUUUAAUGGAGGAGAAACUCAAGCAAGUAGCGCAGCAAUUUGGUGUGUCCAUCAACAUUCCUGAUGUAUUAUAAUACAAUAAUUUGAUAAACAUAACAUAUUGGCGCUUGAAUUUUAUUACUGUUAGACUUAUUGUAUCCAUAUGCCAGCAUUUUAUUUCCAUUUCUAGUUUACGUAUAUUAUAUUUUAUAUUUGGUUUACUUUUUUCAUCUAUCAGUUUGCUGUUUCUUAUUGAGACUGGCUUUGUUUUCUCUCAUAGUUAAUUCCUUUGUCUAAAUAGUUUUGUUUUUUGCCUACAACUGCCAUUAUUGUCAGUCAUUUUCAAAGGCUAUGAUGUACAUAUAGUUUCAUUCUUUAGACCCCCUUGGAGAUGUUCAUGUUUAUUAUAUUGUUAAAACGCCAUUAACUGAUUGUUGUUUUUUUUUAUAUUAAUCAAAUAGAAUCCAUUGUUUAAAUAGUUACUGUUAAAAUGUCUGAUGAUAUUCACAAAAUUCUGUGAAAGUAGUCUGUGAUAUAUUUCAUGCAUUAUUUGUAUUGUAAUUACUAUAAAAUGUUUGAAAUAUUUAAUAUUAUUGCCUUGAGAUAAGAUAUAAAUGCAUAGACAUACCAAUAGGAAUAGUCACGAAGCUACCGUUUUAAUCUAGUCUAUUUUAUUUGAUAUACAAUAUAUUCAUUCACUGUUCAAUAGUUACUACUGCUUCUAGUUUUCCUUUUUGAAGGACAUAAAAGAAAAAUAUUUUUUAUGUAAAUCUUUUCUCACUUGCCCACUUGAUGUAUUGUUCAGAUUCACUUUCAUUCUGUCUGUGUUUGGCUUGUUCAGUAAACAUGUGGCUUAUGUGACUAUUUAAAUGGCUAUGUAUAAAGAAAAACAUAAUACUUUAUCAAAAUUUAUAAUGCAACAAAUUUUCUGACCAUGAGAGUUAAGAUUACCUUUAAAUUUUUUAAUCAUUUCACAAAAAUCACAUGUAACAUUAUGCCAAAGUAUAUACUUUUCUUUGGACCAUCAGCUUUCUACUAAGUUCAAUUAACUUUUUGGGUAAUGUUCAAACUGAUUUAUUAUUAAUAACAUUAUACUGUUGAGAGAACAGUGUUUAAAAUUUUACUUUUCAUAUUGGAUUUGUUUACCUUCAUUUUCUAACAACUUAUUAGCCAUAUUUUUUUUCAAAAUAUCUGUUAAAUUACAGUUGCGCUGUUCAAUUCUCAUAACACUUGAAAAAUCCGUCCAAAACAUUUACCUCUAAUUCUUUUAUCAGUUUGAAAAGAUUACAUAAACCAUUUCCAUGCAAUUAUAAUCUAUUUCAUUGUCUGUAGUAGAUUUUAAAUCAUUUGUCCACAAUAUUCUGAAAUAAAUAAUU
Molecule: messenger RNA, 8881 nt
Organism: Physella acuta
Lineage: Eukaryota; Metazoa; Mollusca; Gastropoda; Physidae
Product: centrosomal protein of 290 kDa
Biological process (GO): non-motile cilium assembly; ciliary transition zone assembly
Cellular component (GO): centriolar satellite; ciliary transition zone
Source: RefSeq, a predicted model, not a curated record